Messenger RNA from Scomber japonicus (chub mackerel), 2770 nucleotides. RefSeq names its product Rho GTPase activating protein 39 (gene arhgap39). The transcript is spliced from 10 exons. Gene Ontology annotation, molecular function: GTPase activator activity. Gene Ontology annotation, cellular component: cytoskeleton; cytoplasm. Gene Ontology annotation, biological process: signal transduction. The coding region runs from base 132 to 2714 and encodes 860 amino acids. The record is from RefSeq and is a predicted model, not a curated record. Lineage: Eukaryota; Metazoa; Chordata; Actinopteri; Scombriformes; Scombridae.
AGCAAAUCACUGCUUUUAGAGACCAAAUUACAGACUCAGGCCAUAUGUAGCUGAAGGAGAACAACGUGUGUAGUGAAACAGACUUGCUGCCUGACAGAGCCCAGAUACUGCAGUGUGGGUAACACCUCGAAAUGACUUCUCCCUUCAGGUGGAACACUGGUACAAAGGAGCGAAUGCUGAUCAAAGUGACAGACAGAGAGCCCAGCUUCUUGGCCCACCAGGGGAACGGUUACUCCCCCUGUGACCCCCUCGCCCCUGGACCUCCCUCUGGAGGAGGCACCACCUCACGAACCCGCCGUUCCUCUGGAGGCAACCCGCCCUCCGAAUCUGACGGCUCGCCCGUGCUCUACACUGACCGUCGUCAGUCUCCCUACCUGAAGCGGGCGGAGCUGGGCGGGACCGGCACCCAACGUCGUUCCUCAGCUGAUUCCCAGCCUCCCUCCCCCCGCUACGCCUACGAGCCCCCGUUGUACGAGGAGCCGCCGUCGGAGUACCAGCCCCCGCCCAUCUACGAGGAGCCCCCCACUGACAUGCACCUCUCUGACUCCUCCUCCUUUUACGGCACCGGCAAGUCACCGGCUCGCAAGUCUCCGGCCCCCCUCUAUCACUCCCCCAAGCAGGGCCAGUCCCCCUAUGGCCAGCUGGUUCUGACCCGGCAGAAGUGUCCAGAAAAGACCCAGAGUCUGGAAUACAGUCCUGUGGGGAAAGAGUACGUCAAGCAGCUGGUGUACGUGGAGCAGUCGUCUUCCAGCCCUCGCUUCAAGACCGCCGACCGUCUGCUGCGUUACGGCACAACAGGGGGCUACGGGGGCUCGUAUGGAGGCUCCUAUACCCUGCAGCACAGCCAGUCCCUGAUCAGAGACCCCCGCCUACUGCUGGACUACAGUGGAGAGGGUGGAGAGGGAGGCCAGAGGUUACUUUAUGAGGACUCCAUAUCCUGGACGUCCAGCCAAACCCACUCCCUCUCCUCCUCCUCCACUGGGGCUUUCUCUCCUGGCGGAAACCGCAAACGCAAAAGCCGCAAACCGUCCCUCCCCCAGGAGCUGGCUCGCUGCGGGGGGCCAGAGGGGGAGCUGGCAGGUACGGCAUCGGAGGCGAUGCUGGCCCAGGCUAGGCUGGCGUGGGAGGCCCAGCAGGUGAUGAAACAGAGGAGCAGCUGGGACUCGGGGCAGGGAGGGGGGGUGGGGCAGGGUACCGGCUCCAAGGAUGGCUACGAGAGUGACGGGGCGCUGCCUCUGCCGUUACCGGGACCAGUGGUGAGGGCAUUCAGUGAGGACGAGGCGCUGGCUCAGAGCGACGGGCACCACUGGAAACGCAGCACCUUUGAUCGACUGGGCUUUCCUCAGGCUCUGCUGGAGAAAAGCCUCUCUGUCCAGACCAACCUGGCCUCCCCAGAGCCUUACCUGCACCCUUCACAGUCGGAGGACCUCGGAGCCUGCGCCCAGUUUGAGACCAGUCGAAAUGCCAGGAAUAUGAUGCCGAGCGCCAGCUGUGGCGUGUUCCCAGAAUUCUCCCUGAGAAAGCCCUCCUCAGAGACCGACAUAGAGAACUGGGCGUCUAAGCACUUCAACAAACACACACAGGGUCUGUUUAGAAGAAAGGUAUCCAUUGCCAACAUGCUGGCUUGGAGCAGUGAGCCAAUCAAGAAGCCCAUGAUCGUGACCUCAGAUCGCAGUGUAAAGAAGGAGGCAGUGGACAUCUUUAAGCUCAUCCAGACCUACAUGGGAGACCGUCGCUCCAAGGUGGACCCCCUCUGUGUGGCUCUGGAGGUGGUGGUCCGCGGUUGGAGCAACCAGGGUCUGCGUGAUGAGCUCUACAUCCAGCUGUGCCGUCAAACCACCGAGAACUUCCGCUACGACAGUCUGGAGCGAGGCUGGGAGCUCAUGGCUAUUUGCCUUGCCUUCUUCCCCCCCACACCCCGCUUCCACACCUACCUGGAGGGCUACAUCUACCGACACAUGGACCCCCUCAAUGACACCAAGGGAGUGGCCAUCAGCAGCUACGCCAAAUACUGCUACAGGAAACUGACAAAAGCUGCUCUGACUGGAGCCAAGAAGGGUUUGCAGAAGCCCUGUCUGGAGGAGAUCCACCAUGCCAGGAACGCCAUCUUCAGUCCCUCCAUGUUUGGCUCUUCCCUGGAAGAGGUGAUGGCGCUUCAGAAGGAGAGAUACCCAGACCACCAGCUGCCCUGGGUCCAGACUCGCCUCUCUGAAGAGGUUCUGGGUCUCAACGGAGACCAGACAGAGGGCAUCUUCAGGGUACCAGGUGACAUAGAUGAAGUCAAUGCCCUCAAGCUGCAAGUGGAUCAAUGGAAAAUCCCCACAGGGCUGGAAGACCCACACAUCCCAGCCUCUCUGCUGAAGUUCUGGUACAGAGAGCUGGAGGAGCCACUCAUCCCUCAUGAGUUUUAUGAGGAGUGUAUCAAUCAUUAUGACAACCCAGAGGCAGCUGUCAACGUGGUGCUGGGCCUGCCGCACAUCAACAAACUGGUGCUCUGCUACCUCAUCCGCUUCCUACAGGUAUUUGCCCAGUCUGCCAAUGUGACCAUCACCAAGAUGGAUGUGAACAACCUAGCCAUGGUCAUGGCUCCCAACUGUCUGCGCUGCCAAUCUGACGACCCCCGAGUGAUCUUUGAAAACACCCGCAAGGAAAUGUCCUUCAUCCGGGUGCUCAUCCAGCGGCUGGACACCAGCUUCAUGGACGGAAUCCUAUAGCCCCCCCACCCAACACACACACACACACACACACACACACACACACACACACACAC